CUGCCUCCUACACAGACAGCUCUGAUGAUGAGACCUCCCCCCGAGACAAGCAGCAGAAGAACUCCAAAGGCAGCAGCGAUUUCUGCGUGAAAAACAUAAAGCAGGCAGAAUUUGGGCGCCGAGAGAUUGAAAUUGCUGAACAAGAAAUGCCGGCGCUGAUGGCUUUGAGGAAGAGAGCUCAGGGAGAGAAGCCGCUGGCCGGGGCCAAGAUCGUGGGCUGCACGCACAUUACAGCGCAGACAGCGGUCCUAAUGGAGACUCUCGGUGCGUUGGGUGCGCAGUGCCGGUGGGCUGCGUGCAACAUCUACUCGACCCUGAAUGAAGUGGCUGCAGCCCUGGCUGAGAGCGGGUUCCCCGUCUUCGCCUGGAAGGGAGAAUCCGAAGACGACUUCUGGUGGUGCAUCGAUCGCUGCGUCAACGUCGAGGGAUGGCAGCCCAACAUGAUCUUGGAUGAUGGGGGUGAUCUCACUCACUGGAUUUACAAGAAAUAUCCCAACAUGUUUAAGAAGAUCAAGGGGAUAGUAGAGGAGAGCGUGACUGGUGUCCACAGGCUGUACCAGUUGUCCAAAGCGGGGAAGCUCUGCGUCCCAGCCAUGAAUGUCAACGACUCGGUCACAAAGCAGAAGUUUGACAACCUGUACUGCUGCAGAGAGUCCAUCCUGGACGG
Messenger RNA from Leptosomus discolor (cuckoo roller), 667 nucleotides. The record is from RefSeq and is a predicted model, not a curated record. NCBI's taxonomy places the organism in Eukaryota, Metazoa, Chordata, Aves, Leptosomiformes, Leptosomidae.